AAUAAAGUAUAAAAUCACGCAUUAAUGAAUAAUAAGUGUUUCCUUUAUUACAACCAAACUAGCGAGUCCUUCUCUCAAAUACUUCUUCUGACCAAACACUCAAAGCUAAGAAAGCUCAACACUUUUCGUAUUCUCUCAAGAAAUCAUGAGUAACGAAUACGAUUACUUGUUCAAGCUUCUCUUAAUCGGUGACUCCUCUGUCGGCAAGUCUUGUCUUCUUCUCAGAUUCGCGGAUGAUUCGUAUGUGGACAGUUACAUCAGCACCAUUGGAGUUGACUUUAAAAUAAGGACGGUGGAGCAGGAUGGGAAGACAAUCAAGCUUCAGAUUUGGGACACUGCUGGACAGGAACGGUUCCGGACUAUCACCAGCAGUUAUUAUCGAGGAGCUCAUGGGAUCAUUAUUGUGUAUGAUGUUACCGAGAUGGAGAGCUUCAACAAUGUCAAGCAGUGGCUUAACGAAAUCGAUAGAUAUGCAAAUGACAGUGUUUGCAAGCUUUUGGUGGGUAACAAAUGUGAUUUGGUUGAGAACAAAGUUGUGGACACACAAACCGCAAAGGCAUUUGCAGAUGAGCUAGGGAUUCCUUUCCUUGAGACAAGUGCAAAAGAUUCAAUUAAUGUGGAGCAGGCUUUCUUGACUAUGGCUGCGGAGAUUAAGAAAAAGAUGGGUAACCAGCCAACAGCAAAGUCAUCAGCGAAUACAGUCCGGAUCAAGGGAGAGCCAAUUGAGCAGAAGAGCAACUGCUGCGGUUAAAGUGUAAUAUUUGUUUACUGUAAGACUGUAAAAAACUGAUGACAGAUAACCGUUCGAAUUGUCCUUUCAGCUACUUGAAACUCAACUGCAGACCGUUACUAUAUCCUAACUCUUUUGUUUGUUUA
Messenger RNA from Salvia splendens (bonfire salvia), 876 nucleotides. Its product is annotated as ras-related protein RABD1. The transcript is spliced from 8 exons. Bases 146 to 751 code for a protein of 201 amino acids. NCBI's taxonomy places the organism in Eukaryota, Viridiplantae, Streptophyta, Magnoliopsida, Lamiales, Lamiaceae. Gene Ontology annotation, molecular function: GTPase activity; GTP binding. The record is from RefSeq and is a predicted model, not a curated record.